UACAUAAUCACUGUAUUGCUUAAUGCUUUUCUAUUUAUUUUAAUGUUUAAACGGUUCGUCGUGCCUCUAUACUCCGCCGUGGCGAAUCUGAUCAGUGAAAUGGACUGAGUGCAAAAACAGAAGGAAGGGAAGCGGCUUUGAGUGAACAAAGGAGACGCUUGUGGUGCGGGGAAUCAAUGACCGGAAUAGCUUGAUAUCUUCCAUCCGUCAGCCAAGAUGUCAAAAAGGCCAUCUUAUGCCCCUCCCCCCACCCCAGCCCCCACUACACAAAUGCCCAACACCCCAGGGUUUGUGGGAUACAACCCUUACAGCCAUCUGGCCUACAACAACUACAGGCUCGGAGGAAACCCAGGCAGCAACAGCAGGAAUUCAUCAGGGAUCACAAUUCCAAAACCACCGAAGCCCCCAGACAAGCCUUUGAUGCCGUACAUGCGCUACAGCAGGAAGGUUUGGGACCAAGUAAAGGCCUCCAAUCCAGAUCUGAAGCUAUGGGAAAUUGGGAAGAUAAUCGGUGGCAUGUGGAGAGACCUCACUGAUGAGGAGAAACAGGACUACUUGAAUGAAUACGAAGCAGAGAAGAUCGAGUAUAAUGAGUCCAUGAAGGCCUACCACAACUCGCCGGCCUACCUGGCCUACGUCAACGCCAAGAGCCGCGCGGAGGCCGCGCUGGAGGAGGAGAGCCGGCAGCGCCAGUCUCGCCUCGACAAGGGCGAGCCGUACAUGAGCAUCCAGCCCGCCGAGGACCCCGACGAUUACGACGACGGCUUCUCCCUGAAGCACACGGCCGCCGCCCGUUUCCAGCGCAACCACCGGCUGAUCAGCGACAUCCUGAGCGAGAACGUGGUGCCGGACGUGCGCUCCGUGGUCACCACCGCCCGCAUGCAGGUGCUCAAGCGCCAGGUGCAGUCCCUCAUGGUCCACCAGAGGAAGCUGGAGGCGGAGCUCCUGCAGAUUGAGGAUCGCCACCAGGACAAGAAGAGGAAGUUCCUGGAGGCCACGGAAUGCUUCAACAACGAGCUGAAACGGCUCUGCGCGCUGAAGGUGGAGGUGGACAUGGAGAAGAUCGCGGCGGAGAUCGCGGCGGCGGAGGAGGCGGCCCGGCGGCGGGCCGAGGAGCGGGAGAGGGAGGUGGCGGAGCAGGCGGAGAGGGCCGCCGCCGCCCCCGAGGAGGAGCAGCCGCCCGCCGCCAGCGAGAAGCCGGCCGAGGAGCCCGCCGACGGCCGGCCCAAGAAGAAGAAGAGGAAGGACGGGGAGGAAGAGGAGGAGCCCGCUGCCAUGGAGAUGGAUGAGCCGCGGCCGGAGAGCCAGCGGGCGAGCGAGGAGGCAGCGGGCGGCGGCGAGGACAAGGAGAGCGUGCCGGAGGGCGGCGACAGCGUGAUGGAGGAGGGGACCAGCGACAGCAACACCAGCUCCGAGAGCACGGGAACACCUCCCGAUGACACCCUCCCGCCCGAGCCCGCCCCCGAGGAGGGGCCCAGCAACAAGCCCGAAAGACCCCCCCCCCCCCCUCCCGCCUGA
This is a messenger RNA of Anguilla anguilla (European eel), 1518 nucleotides long. It is a transcript of the gene smarce1, whose product is annotated as SWI/SNF related, matrix associated, actin dependent regulator of chromatin, subfamily e, member 1. The record is from RefSeq and is a predicted model, not a curated record. Gene Ontology annotation, molecular function: nucleosomal DNA binding; nuclear receptor binding. The coding region runs from base 217 to 1518 and encodes 433 amino acids. The transcript has 11 exons. Lineage: Eukaryota; Metazoa; Chordata; Actinopteri; Anguilliformes; Anguillidae. Gene Ontology annotation, cellular component: SWI/SNF complex. Gene Ontology annotation, biological process: negative regulation of DNA-templated transcription.